Manis pentadactyla (Chinese pangolin) is the source of this 5260-nucleotide messenger RNA. It is a transcript of the gene VWCE, whose product is annotated as von Willebrand factor C and EGF domains. Gene Ontology annotation, molecular function: calcium ion binding; protein binding. Lineage: Eukaryota; Metazoa; Chordata; Mammalia; Pholidota; Manidae. Gene Ontology annotation, biological process: cellular response to virus. Gene Ontology annotation, cellular component: cytoplasm. The record is from RefSeq and is a predicted model, not a curated record.
GCAGGUGCAGAAGCCGGCAAAGAGGAGCCUGGGGUUCAAGCUGAUAGUGUCCCCUGAUCCCCUCACCCAAGGUUAGGGUGCAGAUCUGCAGGCAGGCUGGGUGCCAGCCUAGAACUGCCCAGCAGGAAGAAGACCCAGGGCCCGACCUUCUUGUGACAACACAGGCAUCUGGAGCUCCACCGAGACCAGAAAUGCCCGGGGCGCGCAGCCUUCAGCGACAGACAGCCUUGUUCCCGGAGUCUCCUUCCAGCCGGGCCUCAGUCUGACGCCCAAGCCCUAGCAGGAAGCCGACUCCCAAACGCGGGCAGUGGGUGUGAGCCCAGGGCAAAACCCCGCCCCUAGGGGUCCCUGAUCUUUGCCCCCGCCCUGGGCUCCGUGCUUCCCCAAGGGACCGGCGGGCGGCGAUGCCUUUUGUGUGUUUCAGUCCAAAGUACCAGAGACCCCCCAGCACUGCGCCGCGUCCCCUGGAGGGCCCCGGCCCCUCCUCUUGGCGUCCCCAGCCCCCUUGCUCGGCUCCGCGUGCCAGCUCGGGGCUCGCUGGUUCGCUCCCCGCGGCGCCAGGAGGAGGGGCGAGGGCCGGCAGCCCCCUCCCCCGCGCGCGGCGCCGGAGCCCAGCCGAGCUGGGGGGACCCGCCGCCGCCGGUCAUGUGGACCGGACUGCUCCUCCGGGCCGCCUGCGUCGCGCUCCUGCUGCCGGGGGCCUCGACCCACGGCUACACCGGGAGGAAGGCGCCCGGGCACUUCGCUGCCGAGAGACGCCGGUUGGGCCCCCACGUCUGCCUCUCGGGGUUCGGGAGUGGCUGCUGCCCUGGCUGGGCGCCCUCCAUGGGCAGUGGGCAUUGCACCCUUCCCCUCUGUUCCUUUGGCUGUGGGAGCGGCGUCUGCAUCGCUCCCAAUGUCUGCUCAUGCCAGGAUGGAGAGCAAGGGGCUACCUGCCCAGAAGCCCAUGGACCCUGUGGAGAGUAUGGCUGUGACCUUACCUGUAACCAUGGCGGCUGUCAGGAAGUGGCCCGAGUGUGCCCCGUGGGCUUCUCGAUGACAGAGACAGCUGUCGGCAUCAGGUGCACCGACAUUGAUGAAUGCUUAAGCUCCUCCUGUGAGGGCCACUGCGUGAACACGGAAGGCGGGUUUGUGUGUGAGUGUGGGCCGGGCAUGCAGCUGUCUGCUGACCGCCACAGCUGCCAAGACACUGAUGAAUGCCUUGGAACCCCCUGUCAGCAGAGAUGCAGAAACAGCAUUGGCAGCUACAGGUGUUCCUGUAGACCUGGCUUCCAUCUCCACGGCAACCGGCACUCGUGCGUAGAUGUAAACGAGUGUCGGAGGCCGCUGGAAAGGCGAGUCUGCCAGCAUUCCUGCCAUAACACCGUGGGCAGCUUCCUGUGCACGUGCCGACCUGGCUUCAGGCUCCGAGCCGACCGAGUGUCCUGUGAAGCUUUCCCAAAAGCUGUGCUGGCGCCAUCCGCCAUCCUUCAGCCCCUACAACACCCGCCCAAGAUACUGCUGCUUCCUGAGGCGGGCCGGCCUGCCCUCUACGGCGGACACAGCCCUCCUUCCGGGGCUCCAGGGCCCCCAACCGGAGUCAGGACUGCCAGCCAGCCCUCUCCCACCCCAGCACCACCCACAUCCUUCCCAGCUGCCCCGAAGCAGCUGCCGCCCACCCUGACGGCAGCCCCAGUGCCAAGCGCCUCCCUGUUGGGGACCCUAGGACCUCCCUCACAACUCCAGGAGGUGACACCUGCCUUGCCCAGGGGCCCCGCGGCCACUCGGCUGGCACCAGGCCCCUCUGCCUGCUGGCACCUGGGAGCCAUGUAUGAGUCAGGAAGCCGCUGGAAAGAGCCUGAGUGUUCCCAGUGCUGGUGCAAGGAGCGGGAGGUGACCUGUGAGAAGGUGGAGUGUGAAGCCGCGUGUUCCCACCCCAUCCCCGCUGGCGGUGAGGGGUGCUGCCCAUCGUGUACAGGCUGUUUUCACAGUGGCAUCAUCCGAGCUGAAGGGGACGUGUUUUCACCUCCCAACGAGAACUGCACUGUCUGUGUCUGCCUGGCUGGAAAUGUGUCCUGCAUCUCCCCGGAGUGUCCUCCUGGCCCCUGUCAUACCUCCCCGAAGUCGGACUGCUGUACUUGCGUUCCAGUGAGAUGCUAUUUCCACGGCCGGUGGUAUGCAGACGGGGCUGUGUUCAGCGGGGCUGGUGACGAGUGCACCACAUGUGUCUGCCAGAAUGGGGAGGUGGAAUGUUCCUUCAUGCCGUGUCCAGAACUGGAUUGCCCCCGAGAAGAGUGGUGGCUGGGCCCAGGACAGUGCUGCUUCACCUGCAGGGAGCCCGCGCCCAUGACAGGCUGCUCUCUUGAUGACAACGGGGUUGAGUUUCCAAUCGGACAGAUCUGGUCUCCUGGUGAUCCCUGUGAGUUAUGCAUCUGCCAGGCAGAUGGCUCAGUGAGCUGUAGGAGGACGGACUGUGUGGACUCCUGCCCUCACCCGAUUCGUGUCCCUGGACAGUGCUGCCCGGACUGCUCAGCAGGCUGCACCUACAUAGGCAGAAUCUUCUACAACAACCAGACAUUCCCGUCUGUGCUGGACCCGUGUCUGAGCUGCAUCUGCCUGCUGGGCUCAGUGGCCUGCUCACCUGUGGACUGCCCCAUCACCUGCACCUACCCUUUCCACCCUGAUGGGGAGUGCUGCCCGGUGUGCCAAGACUGCAACUACGAGGGGAGGAAGGUGGUGAAUGGCCAGGUGUUCACCUUGGACGAUGAGCCCUGUACCCAGUGCACGUGCCAGCUGGGAGAGGUGAACUGUGAGACUGUCCCCUGCCAGCAAACCUGCUCAGACCCCUCCAUGCCCCUUGGGGACUGCUGCUCCUCCUGCCCAGAUUCCCUGGAGGAAAGGCGGGGACUGUCCGCUUGUGGAGCCACGGUGUUGGGCAAGGUGGCUCGGAGCCCUCACGGAGACGCCGAGUCCCUGCUCAGCUGUAGCUCCUGCGCAGGCCCCCCGGCAGCAUGGCCUCAGAGGCCGGCUCUCCGUCUCCUCCAGCUUUUCUUACGAGCAAACCCAUCUGGUGUGCCGACUUCAUCCCCGAUCCCCUUGGGAACCCAGGCCUCACCCUCACCCACUUUGGGGCCGAGGGGUGUGGACCUGGGGGAGCCCGGGGCCUCCCAGUCACCUUGGCCCUCAGCAGGGCCUUGGGCCCCUGCAGGAGCCUCAACUCUACCUCCAGCCUCCCCUAGGACUCCUGGGCUACCUCCUGUUUCCCCAGAGCCCUCUUUCUCAGCCUCCGGGGCCCAGACAGCGUCCAAACGGCCUUCCCUGCCUGCCCCUGUGCUGGCUGAAGAAGCUUCAACCCUUCCCACAACAAUUCCCAGCCCCUCAGAGACCUCCAUCACUCUCGUCAGACCUCACAGACUCUCCCCCCCGACCUCCAGGCUCUCUGCGGCCUUUGGAGCCAUGGCCAGCCCCAGCCGGCAGCAGCCCAUGGCCGGGGCCUCAGGGAGGGAGGGGUCCACCAGGUAAGCAGGCCUCCAGGUCAGGGCUGUGCCUGGAGACCCUGGACAGAGACAGUUCAGCUGGCAGGGAGGCUCUGGGGGCAAACGAGUCUCGUGGCACAGUGCGGGGGGGGUUUACUCCUGCAGUGCUCCUGGUGGGGGUGGCAAAUCCCCAGGGCUCAACACAGCCUUGGCCCCAAGAAGCAUUUGCAAUGUGCUGUGCCAGCCCAGCAAACGGUGUUCUCCUUGGUCAGCGUCCUCCCUGGGCAGCACAGCCUGCUUGUCUUCUGAGGAAGGUUGGGGCUCUGAGCUCCCCCACUCUGGAGGAAGAGUCAGAGAGGGCCUGGGGUUCCACUGGGAUUGUGCCACCUGUCAUCACACGCCCUUGCCUGGGGUUCCCUGAUUAAAGGCUGUCUCAGUCUCCCCCAGGCUGCCCUGCGCAUUCACUUGUCACCUUUGGAAAGGUGAGAAAAUUUCACUCAGAGCCCAGAGCAGGUGAAGUCAUGUUCUGCCUCAACCUCCCAGCUUGGGAGAAAAGCUGGCACCAGACCGGGGACAGGUUGGGUAGGGUCUUGUGUAAGCAUCUGGUGACCUCUGGAUGACUUCUACAGUGAGAGGGGACAGACAGACGGAGAGGCGUUGCAGGUGGGCCCCUGGGAGGGCACCUCUGGAGUGUGACGGUAGGCAGGCAGUUCCUGAGGGCGCACUGUCAGCACUCAUACCUGUGGGUGUGAGGGAGGGAGCGAGGAGAGGUCAGGCUGCUGUGCAGUCCCAAGGUCUCAGCCAAGCCCCUGUGGGGGCUCUGAGGCUGGGGUGGCCCUUAGAGUUGUCCUGAGUUGGGCCAAGGGGACAGGGCUUUGUGCCUCCAUGUGGACCAGUAAUUCUAUCUGGCUGUGCCAGGAAAGGGGGAUGACCUUGGGCAAGGUAGUCAUGUCAGCCACAGUUCCCAGGGGGCGCUGAUGGCCACCAGCUGUCAGCCAACAACCUUCCCAGCAGCUGGGGGAAUAAGUCUGUCACUCCUGAAGGGGGAGUCUGGGUGGUGCAGACCAGUUCGCAUGACAGAUGGAAAGAAGACAGUGUUAUAAAUUUGGGCGAGUGAGACAGAGGUGGAAGACAGCUGUGCUGUCACCGAGUCACUGGGGUGCUACCACCGAAGCCCAGGGGACUGCGGAAGGAGCCGCAGCCCCUCCCGCAGUUGCCUAGGCCACCCUCCUCUUCGCUGCCCUCUGACCUGUGGCUCACCACUCUUCCCCAGGUGAACUGUCUGCACUGUGGUGCUGGCGGCAAAGGCCACCUGGGGUAUCCAGCCCAGACAUACUGUAGUAAUGAGAUCCUAACCCAAGCCUGGUGGCAUGGAUGAUGAAUUUGGAGUAAGGAGCAUAGAAACCAAAGACUAGAGAUGCAAAGGACUUAGAGACCAUUCUGUCUAGUAAGACACAAACAUGGCAGUUCAGCAGGAGGCCUGGGUGCUGUGAACCCUGGUUUGAGCGGGGACUAGCCAUGGGAUCUCCAGUCUCGCUCUCUCAUCUGUAUAAUGGGGGCCCUAACAGUCCUGCCUCAUGGAGUCAUGGCGACAGCAUGUGAUAAUGCCUCCAUAAGUCCUGGUGGUUUGUGUUUGUGGCCGGGUGCAGCCCACCCAGCUUCACGAUGCCACCUGGAACCUAAUUUCAGGAUGAAAGUGUAGACGCUGGCUGCCUCCACACUGCAACUUGUCAAGCCCAGCUGACAAUGUGGUAGUAACUAAAAGUGCUGAAUUUCCCGCUGUUCAAUAAACUGUGCAGUUCACA